AUGCGGCUCGAGAAGGGCGGUUCUCUGGAGCUGCGAGCCGGCGGUCCUGAUGCCGGCCUUGCAGCCCCGGCGCAUCCCCCGGUUCUCACGUGUGGAGCUGGAGGUCCGUGGGGCUUGUCGGUGUCCAGGGGCUGGACAAGCUGCCCACAGCCGAGUCAGCCCGACUGCACGUCGGCCAAGGAGAUGCCCCCCCAGAGGUCCUGCCUUCACAGGCGCUUCUCCCGGGGCCGUGUGGCAAGCGGCCCGCGGCCAGUGCUUAGCAAGUGUGAGAGCAGAGGGCCCGCCACCCAGAACCCCGCCGGCGCCGAGCCUUUGACCCGAGUCCGCUCCCCCUGGGAAGUCGCUGUGCUCAGGAACCACCUGGCCCGAGUCACACUGGAGGGCCAGAGCCGCAUCCAGCGACCGCCUGGGGGAGCGGCCCGAAGGCCGGGCUGCCGCGCCGCGGCCCAGAGCAGCCCAGCUGCGCCUCCGCCCUCCGCUCCCUCCCCUGACGGGCAGGUGCCGACCCCAAGCGACGUCGACACCUGGUCGGUGCCCCAGGCCUUGGUGCAGCGGGAGAGCCGACCUCGGACGUCAGUUGGCGAGGCCCUCGGGAGAGGCCCGGGCAGCGGCCGGAGGGGGCUCCUCCGGGGAGCUGGGCCCCACUGGGUGUAUCAUAGUGUCAGUGACAUCGGCAACACGCUGGAACUGUCCCAGGUGCGCCGUCUUCUGCGCUGGGACCUCCGAUGGCGGGAGUGGCGGCGGCUUCAGCGCAGCCCCGGUUCUCCGACCCUCUCCCCCGUUGCUUCCUGGGGGGAGGGCUCCUGCCAGCCAUUCCCUCUGCGUCACCUGCGCGUUGGCAUCUGGGACCGCUCUGUGUACAUCCCUCCAUCGGCCUCACUGCGACGCCGGCCCCCGACAGACCCCCGCUCCCAUCUCCACCCAGCGGCCGGCGUGGGCUUCCCAGAAUGCGGCAGUGACUGCGGCCGCCCCGUAUGCACGGCAGCUGCCGGGGGGCUGAGGCUGGCGGCACCCACCCCACGGGGUGGGCAAGGACGAGCGCGGCGUCCCGACAAGCCAGCCACGCCGGAGCCACAGGAAAUGGAGAACGACCAGCUCAGAAACCGGGACGCGGCUGCCUCGUCCUCCCGCACGGGCCCCCGGCCCUUUGGUUGUUUCCAUGGCUCCGGCCGCCUCGCCUCCCCUCGGCCAGGUGCCCCUGUGGCCUCACCUUCGGGCGGCUCUGGGGCGCGCGAACCGCUGCGGGAGCGCGGCCACGGGGAUCGCGUCUGCCCAGCCGCCCAGGCGAGCUCGGACCCGCGCCUCCCGGACCCACUGUCCGCCCCGCGUCGCCCCGCCGCCCGGCCCCGUGCCAGCCCGCCGGCCUCGUCCCGGACCGCGCGCCCCACGCCCCGCCGCCCCCUGAGGACCCCGAGCCGUAACCGCCGUCCUCGGCCGUAUCUGGACCAGGUUCCGGCAGCUCCUGGCAGCGGCGUUGCCCUUUGA
Messenger RNA from Lagenorhynchus albirostris (white-beaked dolphin), 1485 nucleotides. RefSeq lists its product as uncharacterized. The transcript is spliced from 8 exons. Bases 1 to 1485 code for a protein of 494 amino acids. The record is from RefSeq and is a predicted model, not a curated record. NCBI's taxonomy places the organism in Eukaryota, Metazoa, Chordata, Mammalia, Artiodactyla, Delphinidae.